Paramormyrops kingsleyae is the source of this 685-nucleotide messenger RNA. Lineage: Eukaryota; Metazoa; Chordata; Actinopteri; Osteoglossiformes; Mormyridae. The record is from RefSeq and is a predicted model, not a curated record.
AUGCAGGAGUGUACGACACCCUCGGCCCAGCAGGAGAACAAGGCGCAGGUGCUCCCCGUGACUCCUGUGGUCCCUGCUCAGGUCCCCGAGGCCCGUGCUGCUACUACCCAGUCCACUGUGCAGCCCCCUCAGCUCCCCGCUCAGCACCCCAUGGCUCCUGAGCUCCCCACUCAGCUCCCCAUGGCUCCAGCAGCCCCUGCGGCUCCAGCGGCCCCAGCGGCGUCCCCCGCGGAUCCUGAGCUCCCUGCUCAGCUCCCCGCGGUUCCGGCGGCUCCUGCUCUGGCGCCCGUGGCCUCCGCGGCUCCUGCUCUGGCCCCCGUGGCCUCCACGCCCGCAGCUCCUGCUCUGGGGCCCGCUUCUGAGGAGCUGGCCCAGGCUCCGCCCGCGGCUCCACCCACGUCCGAGGUCCUGGCUCCGCCCAUGCCCCCAAGGGGGUCACCCCAACCACCUGCACCUCAUCGAGGUUCCAUCUCGGCGGUUGGCCCCAGCCUCACUCAGGGCACCUGGUUAGCCGGCCAUGGCCCGACCGCCGGCGUCCCCUUGACAGCCAGCGGGCCCCUCACCCGCGGCUCCCUCCUUGCCAUCUCCACCAACCCCUUUGCCCGCAUCCUUGCCACCCUCAGUCCCUGUUCCGGCCCCACAGAGGCCUGUUGCCCCAACCUGCCCUACGUCACACCCACUGAAG